Messenger RNA from Lagenorhynchus albirostris (white-beaked dolphin), 3030 nucleotides. It is a transcript of the gene HACD2, whose product is annotated as 3-hydroxyacyl-CoA dehydratase 2. Gene Ontology annotation, cellular component: endoplasmic reticulum membrane. The transcript has 8 exons. Gene Ontology annotation, molecular function: 3-hydroxyacyl-CoA dehydratase activity. The record is from RefSeq and is a predicted model, not a curated record. Lineage: Eukaryota; Metazoa; Chordata; Mammalia; Artiodactyla; Delphinidae. Gene Ontology annotation, biological process: very long-chain fatty acid biosynthetic process; sphingolipid biosynthetic process; fatty acid elongation. The coding region runs from base 44 to 808 and encodes 254 amino acids.
GCGGAGGUGUUCGCGCGAGGAGAGCGUGCUCCCGGCGUUUGAUAUGGCGGCAGCCGCGGCGACUGCAGCAACGAAAGGGAAUGGGGGCGGCGGGGCCCGGGCCGGGGCCGGCGAAGCCAGCGGCUCGCGAAAGAAAAAGGGCCCGGGGCCUCUGGCCACGGCGUACCUGGUCAUCUACAAUGUGGUGAUGACCGCGGGGUGGCUCGUUAUAGCUGUUGGUCUGGUCAGAGCAUACCUGGCUAAGGGUAGCUAUCAUAGCCUUUAUUAUUCCAUUGAAAAGCCUUUGAAAUUCUUCCAAACUGGAGCCUUAUUGGAGAUUUUACAUUGUGCAGUAGGAAUUGUUCCAUCUUCUGUUGUCCUGACUUCUUUCCAGGUGAUGUCAAGAGUUUUUUUAAUAUGGGCAGUAACACAUAGCGUCAAAGAGGUACAGAGUGAAGACAGUGUCCUCCUGUUUGUUAUUGCCUGGACAAUCACAGAAAUUAUCCGUUACUCCUUUUAUACAUUCAGUCUAUUAAACCAUCUGCCGUACCUCAUCAAAUGGGCCAGGUACACGCUUUUCAUUGUGCUGUACCCAAUGGGAGUGUCAGGAGAAUUGCUCACAAUAUAUGCCGCUUUGCCCUUUGUCAGACAGUCUGGCCUAUACUCCAUCAGUUUACCUAACAAAUACAAUUUCUCUUUUGACUAUUACGCGUUCCUAAUUCUGAUAAUGAUCUCCUACAUUCCAAUUUUUCCCCAGUUAUACUUCCACAUGAUACACCAGAGAAGAAAGGUCCUUUCUCAUACUGAAGAACACAAGAAAUUUGAAUAAUUCCUGCUUCCUGCACACCCCCAGAAACAAACUUUCCAAUGACAAAAGAUGCUGCAGACUUUUUCUGUUCCCAGUACGUUUCAUAGAAAAUAAGUAAGAACUUUUUUUAAAAUACUAAAAAAAACCAAAACAAAACAAAAACCAAAAUCCAGUGUCACGUGGGCCUGGGAUUUUAUAAAAAACAAAACAAAAGCUGUUACAUAAAACAUCCUUGCUGGUCCAUCUCAGCAUGUUCUUUCCACCAGAAGUUCCCAGUACUUUAUGACGGCGCUGGAAAGGGGUUUGGCGUUUUUUAUCCUCCUGUUUCCUUCAUGUGUCUGAUAAAUAAAGAUCUGUAAUACUAAAUACUUGAGCGUUACAGUCUGAGUAAUGAAGUUGCGCCCGCUCAGUGCCCAGCUUGCAGCAGCUAUGUUUCAGUCUGCAGUGUGUUUAGCAUUCCCUCUCAAAGUGCUUGACUGCAUGCUGGAAGCCAUUUGUCCUCUGGAAUGCUCUGAAGUUAUGGCUGGGACCUUCCCCCCUAUCUAGUGAAUGACUUAUACAAUGUAUAUAUGUCUGUGAAACUUUGGAGUAGUGCCUAUAAUCAGAAAACAGCUAGAACCCUUUUGUUUGUUUUCAGUCGAGUCAUUACUGCCUGCCACUACGAAGUGUGCCUGAAUUUAAUAAGUAUGUGUAUAUUGUAGAGAAGCUACUUUAUCUGGGGCUCAGCCUCAAUCAUAUUUUAACAAAAUGACAGUUCUCAGAAAGGGAAAGCUCAGUCACUAGUCAGCGACAAGUACCUUUCACAGUACCAUUCUCAGAACACCCUUGAGCAGGGUGUUUGCCAAGAGCAAUUCUUACUUAGGGACCUGACGCCAGUCUAGUCGCACAGGAGUAAAGAAUCCAUUAACGAAAGCACACGGAAGGCGUUACUCUAAAAAUGGAGUCUGGAAGAACAGUCAGGAAUGGGUUCAUAUGCCCUUAUUAUUUUACCUUCACAUUUUCAUUCAUCUCUUCUGUUUGGAUACUUUUCCUAAUUAUGGUCCUGUGUAAUUCCCACCAAGUUGUAAGUCCAGAGGCAGUGAAAUGUUCCAGUUGGGCAGUCAUGAGCUAAAAGUAGUAUUGUCCCCACAUUUUGGAUCAGCCAAGAAAUACUUUGGACAUAUGGACAUUGUCUAAUUAACAUCAUGUCGCCAUACUUUAAUUGCUAAACUGUGCAUUUAAGGCUCUUCAGGAAAGGGUUGGAUAAAAAUGUAAAGCCCAAGUUUAGAUGUGCAUUAGAUUUUAAACACAGAGUGUUCUUUGUGCAAACUUCACCCCCGUUUUUUUUAAUUGGUUGAUCUGUAAAAGUCUAGCUAACUGACUGAUUAUCAAUUAAAAUAUAAUUGCUAAUAUUAGAAGUGUCGUAAUGGAAAACUAAUUUUUAAAUGCUUAUUUUCAUAGAAGCUUGAAAAUUAAGAUGAAAAUGAGAAGAAAAUAUGCAGCCUAUAAUUUAAUGCAGGGCACAGUCAAAGGCAUCAACUGCCCAGCCCCCCACCUGAUUGGGUGUUUCAGAUCCCCCACUUCGGGUACCACCUUCUGGCAGAAAAUUCUUUGAGGUAUGCAGUAGUGCUUUGUAGACACGAGCUGCUAAUCCGCAUCUUGCUGUGUUCUAUUUGCUAAGGUUGGGUUAACACGUACUGACUAUCAUCAAAGGCACCGUGGAGAGUUAGUCAUGGAAUAAAGCACAUCCUUCCUGAUGAAAACGUUCCUCUGGAGCAAACUUCUGACAGGAAGGGUUUAGACAAUGUAGCGUUAAGGCAUGUGAAGAGAUUGUGCCCUCACUUCCACUCAUGUUUCUGGUUAUUCGUUUAUAAUAAAAGGUUGGCAUUGAUGUGGUACAACCUGCAAAUUAUUUUCAAUUCUGAGUUUCAGAUAAAAUGUUAUAAGACAAUAUCAGUACAUAAUGCUCCUUUGAAAUUUGGGUAAAAAAUUAUACAACCGUAUAUAUAGUCAUUUUUAUAUUUUUUCUAUGUUGGGAAAACCAAAACUGUAAUUUUAUAAGUCUUUGAUUCACUAAAAUUAUAUAAUUUAAAUGUAUUUUUUGUAUAUUUAGAAAUAAGGAGUUCAAAGACUAUGCUUAACUUUCUAUGCAUGCAUUUGGAAGCUGUUUUUACCAGAUAAUGUAGUAAUAAGUUGUAUUCAUAAAAUACUGAUCUGUGUUGCAUUUCAAAAUAAACUGGUGUGUGCUCUGCCUGGAUUUGAAA